AUGAAUAUCUUUGUUUUGCUUUUAUUUUUGAUAAAAGCCGCACAGUCAUGGAAAGUGUUGGUUCCAAAUGCAAUUGAGCACCAUGUAGUGUUUGGCACUCAAGAUCGGAAUGUUCUCCGUUGUGCUGUCAGUGGAUUGGCUCCUGGAUCUUCUGCGAAGGUGGACUGGCAAUUUGACCAAAGGUACGCGCGAAAGGUUCACAAACAUCCAUCGAGUGAUGGGGCUCAGUUUUUGACCUUCAACAAGAAAGUGACCACUUCUGAUUCUGGCCGAUUUGUAUGUGUGGCCGAGUUCGAAGGCAAAACCCAGGACUACGAGGUUUUUGUCAAAUUUAUCGGCAAGUUUCUUUGUUGCGUUCGACUUUAUUUUUCAGAUGAACCAAACUUUGCGGAAGUAGAAUCUGUUCAGCAUCCCAUCAUCAAUCAAGACGCCAGAAUCAGAUGUCCAGUCACAAACCUUCCGGAAAAUAGUGAGGUAUAUUGGACGAGGGAUGAGUCCAUUCUCAUUGAAGAUGAUCAAACUUCCUUUGAAGACGACAGGAAAACCUUAGUUUUCAAAAAUUAUUCCAAAGAUCUUGACGGAACUUAUACUUGCAAUGUCCCCUUUCUGGAACGAGUGACCACAAAAAGUAUUGAUGUCUCCGGUUAUCGUAAGUGUUCUCACUUUUGCAUUUGGAAAACCUUCCGUGUUUUGGCCCACUCAAAUUUUUUGAUUUUUUCGUGGGCUUGAGGUGGGGAACAAACAAGUAGGGUGAUGUCUAGAGUGGAAAAACGAUAAUUUAAUGGUACUGUUGGUGUUUUAUUUAUGAGGGAGUGCUUGAAGUGCGGCGCUCUGAUUUUCUUUAAGAAAUAGGUAUGGAACUUUUCACGCUAAAAAGUCACAUUUUUGCCAACUUCGAACGUAAAAAUCUCGGUCGUGUCUGCAAAGCGCGAGCUAGCCGUCUUGCAUACGUCUUCGAAAGAGAUUUUCUAAAUUUAUGGCAAGUUUCAUCAAAAUCUGAGCGUCGCACUUGGAGUACUUCCCUUGUUUGUUCUUUUGCCAUCAUCAUAAGGUCUACUUCACGUAAAACCGCGGUCAGCCAGGGAUGGAAGACGGUCAGGGCUUUUCCAGGCCCGGCCGGUUUUUUUUGAAACGCCAAGCCUUGCACACGUCAAUAAUCGACACUAUUUCUUGACCAAGAUUUAAUCGAUGUAGCGUUUCGUCAAAAAUAUAAUUUUGUAGAAGAGUUUUGGCUGCUUUUUCUUGGCUUGUUGGGACAAAAGCUUCCUUUCUGGUGACAAAAUAACGUUCUAAUUUUUCCUUGAUUUUUUAGGACUAGUUUUGUCUAGGGUUCGGUCGGGGUAUAUACCCAAAUACCCGAGAGGCCGGGUAUUUAUGGAAAUUUUCAAAGUACUUUUGCAUUCAAAAAGCGUAAAAAAAAGUCGAGUUUUGUCAUAAAAAAUCAAUAAAUGUUGACAUUUUGUCAUAAUUUGUUUUUUGCCGUUCAAAACUUGGUUCUAAGGUUGAAAUUACUUGACCAGUUGCCGGAGUCGGAAAAUGAACGGGAAAAAAUCGAAAUCUGACUGCGAAAUAUUGGAUUUCUAAACUUUUUCAUUGUUGAAGUACUAGUUUUGUUCGUUGUAGUUGGAAAAAAAAGAAUAUCACCCCAAACGUGAUUAAGAUUAAGUUAAUGAAUAAGUUGCAAAAUACUGAUAUCUAAAAAUUUUUGGACAAUCGAAAACGUCUAAACGGUUCCGGAAAUGCGCUGGCUUGACGGUUGGCAUUCAUUUUUCGCGACGGGAAAAAUUUUUUGAUGGGAUUUUAUUAUAUUCCAGCUCGUUUGGCCCUGGGAAUAAUGAUAGAGACAGUUUAAUAUUCCAGAGGCCCCCAGUAUUACUGACUACAACUUACCAAACUUGGCUUUGGAAGGCAAAGACUCGUUCUUCAGCUGUCUGGCUGAAGGUAUCCCACCCCCAAAAGUCGAAUGGUUAAAAAUUACUGUAAGUUUACAGCAGAGUUUCAUUCUAAAUAAUCUCAGAAUGCCAAGAACACCGAGCAGAUCUCUUCUUCUCCCAAAUAUGAUUUAAGUCAAGAUGGAGUCCUCGUUAUAAAGAAUUCGUCCGUCCUGGACACGGGCGUUUACAUCUGUUCAGCAUCCAAUGAAUUAAAUUUGAGAGACAGCAGAAACGUCACUUUGGAAGUUAUCAGUAAGCAAUAAUACGCUUUGUGAAAAUGAGUAAUAGAUGCACGACAUACUAAGAUGUCGAGCAAUGUCAUGUAAUUGAGACGGCAGAAAAUUUGUUGUUUAUUCUUUUCAGCUCGUCCUCGGGUUAUUCCUUUUGAUGAGGUGAUCGUGAGAGAAGGAGAAAGUGUUUCUAUCCCAUGCAAGACUUUUGGUACUACUGAAUCUGUUUAUUGGGUAACACACUCUGGCCUUAAAGUGGAACCUCUCACCGAAAACGCGGCUGUUGGCUAUCGAGUUGAAGAUAAUACCCCUACCUUGGUGGUGCAGAACGUCCAGCGAAAUUCUAAUAACAAAUUCCGCUGCAUCGCUCAAAACAAGGCUGGAUCUUCAUCGGAAGAUGCCCAGAUUAAGGUGUUUGGUAUGUUGCACUGUAUGUAAAAUACUGUUUCAGUCGAACCCACCGUAAUCAAAAAAGGAAGUGAGGUAAGAAGGGCGGUCAUCGGCGGCACUCAACCUGCCAUAUCCAUCUCUUGUAAUGUAACUGGAACUCCCACGCCAACGGUUAAAUGGUAUAAGGAUGGGAAUGAACUGGAAGUCGAUGUCGCCACAUACUCAUUGGAUGAGGCGAGUAAUGAACAGGCUUCGACGUUAUACAUUCGUCCCAGCUCUUCCUCCAGUUUUGGAACUUACUUCUGUGAAGCGGAGAAUCGCCUGGGAAAGGACAAAGGAGAUGAAAUCCGUCUUCUUCAAGUCUUGGAUCCUGCGCAACCUGAAUACAAAUGUGAUUAUCUCCUUCCCACGACUGCCAAGUGCGAGCUGAUCCUUGAUGGAAUCUCCGAAAGUCGUAUCCCAACACAUUACUCAGCUCACUUCCUAACACCCGUAGAGUUUGAAGUCCACAACCUUAGGCCCUACGAAAAUAUGGUCGAAAUCGAGGGAUUGAACACAAGCUCUAAAUAUACAGUCAAGUUUAUGGCUCACAAUGAAGUGGACUCUACAGGAUGGUCUUCUCAUGUCUACCAUGUUGAGACGUCGGCUCCUCGAGCUCCGGAUGCUGUGAAAGAUGUGACUGUAGAAUGUGGGGAGAGCUGUAAAAUUGAGUGGACUCCCGGAAGGGAUAAUGGGAGACCAAUCACUGCUUAUGAUGUCACCUUGUUCAGAGAUGGAUCGGUAAGUGGGAGAAAGUAGAAUACGUAAUUUUUUUAUAGACAGCUGUGUGGUCCGGUAUCUCCAACGAAACGUCUACUGAGGUAUUCAGUCUGGAUUCGAGAACAAAGUAUGAAGUACGAGUCGAGGCUCUCAAUGACAUUGGAGCAUCUGUUGUUACUACUUACAAGUUCGAAACACCAGGUUUGUUUGAAGUUUAUUUUAGAAUGUUUUAAUGUUACUCAUUAUAGAAUUUCCCCGUUCAUCAGGAUUGUACAUUAUGGUCUUUGUAAUCUUCCUCAUUUCGAUCUUGCUGAGCAGUCUUGCAAUCGACUUUGCCAUCUACAGACUCAAAGGAAGGUCCCUGUUCCAGGCUGUGUACAGAUGUGGAAAGAAGGCUGAUGUCGACAACAAGGUCAACAAAACUGAGGAUCAGUCUCUGCUGGUCGAGUCAGGAAAGGCUCAGGUAUAA
Molecule: messenger RNA, 3782 nt
Organism: Bursaphelenchus xylophilus (pine wood nematode)
Lineage: Eukaryota; Metazoa; Nematoda; Chromadorea; Rhabditida; Aphelenchoididae
Source: the annotation of a GenBank genome assembly